Orcinus orca (killer whale) is the source of this 2005-nucleotide messenger RNA. RefSeq lists its product as uncharacterized. The record is from RefSeq and is a predicted model, not a curated record. NCBI's taxonomy places the organism in Eukaryota, Metazoa, Chordata, Mammalia, Artiodactyla, Delphinidae. The transcript is spliced from 5 exons. Bases 167 to 2005 code for a protein of 612 amino acids.
UUCGCUCACAGGUUUCAGAGUAUAAAAAGGCAACAGGCCAAAGAGAGCGCACUCCGCUUUUGGCCGAGUUGGCAGCUGAAGGAGAGUGCUCGGAGCCCAGCUCUGUAUCCACGGACCGACCUCACCCAAGUUCUCUAGGAGCAGUUACUUAGACGCUGCACUCCUUAUGGGGAUCCUUAUCUCCAUCUUCAGGCGAGGCCAUCGGAAGAAGGCAGUGAUGGGUGCUCGCACCUCCACGACGUCCCGCAGCUCAGUGUCUGCAGUGGACACAGUCACUGUCAGUGUGGCGCGGGGGCAACCAGUGCCGGCCACGACACACAGCUGUGUCCUGAACUACAGCACAGAGAAGACGGUGUUGAGGGCCCUGGGAGAGAGCGGGCAAGGGAUGGCCAAGCAGGAGGAAGUCCCCACAGUCACAGGGAAGAACGAUGACCAGAGAAGUGGCCCCAAUGACACCGGGGGCGCACGAUCUGCAUUUAGGUCCCUGGGGGGCUCUUUCUUCGUGCCCAGGCCUGGACCUCUGCAGAGAGACCUCCACGCCAAGUGGGCAGAGGACAGAUCCGCCAGGAAACUGCAGACCACUUGUAUGAGCUCCUGCCCCCAAAGAAACGCCAUCACGAGCUCAUAUAGCUCCACCCGAGGUUUCCUGCCAGUGAAGAGAAGGAGGGAUCCCGCCAUACCGCAAGGGCUGCCCCAGAUGUCUGCAAAGACAGGGCGCGAGGAGGGUCCUCCAUCGCCCUCUGCAGCUCCGGUGGUUUCCCAGAGGAAAAGCCAGCCUGACAAAAAUGCAGAGGCAACAAGAGGGCAGAAAAGGCCCUGGAGGAACGGCUCCCGCACACCUGACAGUCCCAGGCCCCGAAAACGCAGGAUUCUUCUGCUGCUGCUCAGGCUAGGGGAGCCUCUGUGGCCCCAGACCUCUUGUAUGAGCUCCUGCCCCCAAAGAAACGCCAUCAAGAGCUCAUAUAUCUCCACCCGAGGUUUCCUGCCAGUGAAGAGAAGGAGGGAUCCCGCCAUACCGCAAGGGCUGCCCCAGAAGUCUGCAAAGACAGGGCGCGAGGAGGGCCCUCCAUCGCCCUCUGCAGCUCCGGUGGUUUACCAGAGGAAAAGCCAGCCUGAAAAAAAUGCAGAGGCAGCAAGAGGGCAGAAACGGCCCUGGAGGAACGGCUCCCGCACAUCUGACAGUCCCAGGCCCCGAAAACGCAGGUUUCCUCUGCUGCCCCACAGGCGAGGGGAGCCUCUGAUGCUGCCCCCAGCCCCUGAGCCGGGUUUCCGGGUCACUGCCGAAGACCUAGACUCGGAGAAGGAAGCAGCGUUUCGGAGCAUCAACAGUGCGCUGCGGGGUGAGACCUAUGCCAUCAGGGACCUGGGCAGCUCUCCCCAGCAUAGGAGCCUCCAGGUGCUGGAGACCUUCCCUCCUGAGAUCCAGGUCUUCAUGAAGGACUCCAGUGGCCAGGGCAAGCCUUACGCCAUUGACCCUGAUGACUCCAUCCACGACUUGAAAGAGAAGGUUGAAGAGGCUGGAGGACCUUACAUGGAGGGUCCCGGGGCCAGAAACUGUGGAAUCAAUAGCUUCUCUGACUGCACAUCAAGGAUUGGUGCUGGAGGUCAGCUGAGGAGGAGUCCCCUUAAAGAAGAGUGUGUGUGCCAGGAGCUGGGUAUGUGUGUGGGUAUAGAUCUAGCCACCAGUGGUACUCUCAAGACAGAGAUGGCAGUGCCCCCGGAGCUCUUUGUCACCCCAGCUUCCAGGCUGAACUCCUUCGUGGCUCACUGCCUGCAUCCCAGCCAGAAGUGGAAAAAAGAGGUGUUGGAGACUGUGCAGACCGUGGAGCAGUUCCUGAGGGAGCAGAGCUUCCAGGGGGAGCAAGGGCUGGACCAGGAAUCGGGGGUGCUGAAGGUGGUCAAGCUUUGUAAGCAAGGCCCCUCUUUAGGAAGACAUAAUCCCUUCUCUGUAGAAAACAUGAAAGACCUGAACAAAUCAAGAUUUCUCCAUGGAGAAUUCAGCUAG